This is a messenger RNA of Mollisia scopiformis, 2461 nucleotides long. Its product is annotated as Ptr2 peptide transporter. Gene Ontology annotation, biological process: transmembrane transport; oligopeptide transport. The transcript has 3 exons. The coding region runs from base 395 to 2011 and encodes 538 amino acids. Gene Ontology annotation, cellular component: membrane. NCBI's taxonomy places the organism in Eukaryota, Fungi, Ascomycota, Leotiomycetes, Helotiales, Mollisiaceae. The record is from RefSeq and is a predicted model, not a curated record. Gene Ontology annotation, molecular function: dipeptide transmembrane transporter activity.
GGGCAGGCGGUUUUGCUUCGGGAUAGCGUGUUGAUCUUCCGCGGCUGCACCGAAGGCCAGAAUAAUAGGAUGUUCGAUUUAUCCAAGUCAGCAACAUGCCAAGAGGUAUGCAACAUUGCCACAAACCAAAGGUCAAUGAUUGGCUUGUGAUAGAUCAUUAGCACUUGUUUUAGUGAAUCGGUUUGAUAUCGUGCGACUCCCAUGUAGCUGUGCCAAGGACUCCUCGAUACAUAUAAAGAUUCAAGUCAUACCCUCACUCUUGUCGUUUGGCAAAUACGCGAGUAUCAGGUUUCCUCUAGCUUGGCAACCCCUCCCCUCCAAUCCGACUCCGUUUUUGAUCUCCUGAACUCCAUCAUCGCCAAUAUUCCUAUCGACAACGAGAAUAAUCUACAAGAUGCCUGGAAACAUUGACGAUGCUGCCGCUGGCGCGAAGCUCGACCCAUCUCUUGCUUUAGCCCCAGACUUCAAACAUGAAGGACCCGCUGCCAACCACGAGAAAGAACUUCCUCUGGUAGUCGAGGGCAUGCCCACCGAAUCUCGCCUUCAAUAUCAAAAUGACGAGAGCGAUGAGGAAAUCCAGGGAGAAUAUCCAACCGAAGAAGAGCUGCACACUCUUCGUCGAGUUGCCGAUCAUAUCCCAUGGAAGGUCUACACACUCGCCUUUGUUGAAUUGUGCGAGAGGUUUAGUUACUAUGGCACAACGGUCGUUUUCACCAACUUCAUUCAACAACCUCUGCCCCUCGGAAGCAAGACUGGUGCAGGAUUCUCAGGUCAAUCCGGUGCAUUGAACAUGGGCCAGCAAGCCUCCACGGGUUUGACUACGUUCAACCAGUUCUGGGUCUACCUGAUGCCUCUCUUCGGUGCCUAUGUUGCGGAUACAUACCUUGGACGUUACAAGACCAUCUGCUAUGCUCUUGCAAUUGCUAUUGUCGGCCACAUCGUCUUGGUGAUGAGUGCCAUUCCGCCAGUUAUUGUCCACCCCCACAACUCUUUGUCGGCCUUCAUUAUUGGUCUCAUCAUCAUGGGUGUUGGUACUGGUUCCUUCAAAUCAAACAUCUCCCCACUCAUUGCCGAACAAUUGCACCUUACGAAGAUGGUUGUGCGCGAACUGCCUUCUGGAGAACGAGUUAUCUUCGAUCCAGCUGUAACCCAGUCCCGAGUCUACCACUACUUCUAUUUGUUUAUUAACAUCGGUGCUUUGGUUGGACAAAUCGGCAUGGUGUAUGCAGAGAAAUACGUCGGCUUCUGGCUCGCCUACCUUCUUCCCACGACCCUCCUCUGUCUCUGCCCUGCUGUUGUUUGGUACGGUAGCAAGAUUUAUAUUCGAACCCCACCUGCAGGCUCAGUUCUUGGUAAAUCAUGUGCUCUUUUCUUGUUGGCAAACAAGGGCCAGUGGUCAAUCAACCCUGUCAGAACUUUCAAGAACCUCAACGACGGCAUGUUCUGGGAGCGAGUAAAGCCCUCCAAUAUUGAGCCUUCUCGAAGACCUUCUUGGAUGACAUUUGACGAUCAAUGGGUUGAUGAAGUCGGUAGAGGUUUCGCCGCUUGCUCUGUCUUCUGCUGGAUGCCUCUAUACUGGCUUACCUACAACCAACUCAACAAUAACUUGACUUCUCAAGCUGCUGUCAUGGAUCUCCACGGCCUUCCAAACGAUGUCAUGUCGAAUCUCGAUCCCUUCGCCCUCAUCAUCUUGAUUCCUAUUUGCGACCUGUUUAUUUACCCACUUCUUCGGAAAUACAAGAUCAACUUUACGCCCAUCAAAAAGAUCGCGGCAGGUUUUUUCACCGGCUCACUCGCAAUGGUCUGCGCAGCUGUUAUUCAAGCAUACAUCUAUAAGCAGAGUGUGUGCGGUAACUACGCCUCAUUGGCAUUGCCAGUAUCUCUUGGCGGCGCUGCCGAUGGCAGUAUUCCUUGCCCUACUGUCGGUAUCAAUGUCUGGGCACAAACUCCCGCCUAUGUGCUUGUAUGUGUAUCCCCCUCUUAUAUACGCUUCACAGUGCUAACAUUUUAAUUAGAUCGCCAUCUCUGAAAUCUUCGCGUCCAUCACCACUUUGGAAUACGCUUUCUCCAAGGCACCAAAGAACAUGCGAUCUCUCGUCAUGGCAGUCAAUCUCUUCAUGUCUGCCAUCUCAGCAGCAUUGGGUGAAGCCUUUGUCUCGCUGUCCACAGAUCCAUUACUCGUGUGGAACUACGGUGUCAUGGGAGUCUUGGCCUUCAUCGGUGGAGUUUGCUUCUGGUUCCAGUACCGCAACUUGGAUCGUGAUGAUGAUCGCUUGAACAUGUUGCCCACUGGACACAUCGUGGCUCAUGGCAAGGAUCUUGAAGAUAUCCAGCCAGUUCAACCUGAACCAAUCGAGAUUAAGGAGAAGAAUUGAGUGUUGACGGAUGGAGAGUUGGGUCUUACUUGCUCGGUGAUUAUGGGGAUUGGAUGAUACCACUUUUGCUUUGUUCGCAGAUAGGA